UAUAUAUAUAUAUAUGUAUAUAUCUGUUUGUCCUCAAAUUAAAGAAGCAAGCAUUAAGUAGAAGAUUCUCUCCUCUUCCUUUAGCUAGGGUUAGCUGCAUGUGCCAGCAUGUGCUGUGUCUUCCAUUCAUGGCCAUGGCCCCAUCCUUCAUUCAUUCUUCAAAUUAAAUAGAUUUCCGAUCCCUCUUACCCUUCUGCAAUUUCCUCCUCUCAUCAUUCAUCUCUCUUUCUCUCUCUCUCUCUCUCUACCUCUCCCUCUCUCUGAAAUUUUGUUUGUUUUUGGAUUAUCAGAAGUUUCUUCACAGGUUAAUUGCAGCUCUGUCAUGACAAGAUCAAUGCAUAAUUCAUCAGCAUUUGUAAAGCAAGAUUUCCUCAAGAAAUGGCUAAAUUGUCUCAAAAUAUACAACAAAUUCAAAACAAAAAUGACCAUUUUGGAAAGGAAAAGAGCGAUAAAACUAUCCGCGGACAUGGCCAUUGCUUCCACAAGAAACCCGACCACUCAUUGGAGCCGCGCAACAAUGGCCGGUGCUACAAUGGAAAAACACAUAUUAACAAGCGAGGAAAUUAGCAAGAAUGUCUCGACAAACAAUUAUAAAUGUAAGAAUAAUAAGAAUUUCCAAAGAACUCGAGGUAUUCUAACAUGCGCUUGUAAGAAGGUGAAAUCAAGGCGGAGAGUGGUACCCCGGAGAAUGAAAUCGGUCCUUCGGGCCCGAAAAGUUGUGAAGAAUCGAACCCUUGUGCUUAAAGGACUUGUACCGGGUGGACAUGACAUGGAUGAAGUUUGUUUGAUUAAAGAAACCCUAGAUUAUGUUGCUUCACUUAGGGUUCAAGUGGAUGUAAUGAGACACAUUGCUGCUGCUGUUGUAGCUACAAAGGGUUUGGAUACUCAAGAAAUUAUUGAUUAGGUCUUUUUAAUAAUAUUUUAUGUCAUUCAUUUAACAGUUUGUUGUGUUAGAAAUAUUUGAUGUCUUUGGAAAUUUGUGUUUGUUUAGAUGAUUUAGGAAGUUAGAUAUGCAAUAGAAGAAUGUAGUUAAUUAUGAAUGUACAUAUGAAGAAUUGGUGUUUUUAAAUCUUGUUGGUUGGGUACCAUUGCAUGUAUUGAAUAAGCCUACACGCAUUUUGGGGUCUAGUUUGUUUAUGGGUUUUGGAG
Andrographis paniculata is the source of this 1149-nucleotide messenger RNA. RefSeq names its product transcription factor IBH1-like 1. The record is from RefSeq and is a predicted model, not a curated record. Gene Ontology annotation, biological process: regulation of DNA-templated transcription. Lineage: Eukaryota; Viridiplantae; Streptophyta; Magnoliopsida; Lamiales; Acanthaceae. The coding region runs from base 323 to 904 and encodes 193 amino acids. The transcript is spliced from 2 exons.